AUGGCUGCGAGACUAUCUGAAGAGGAGGCGGAGGAGGAGGAGAUAGAGCGGUGUUUGCGCGCCAUCAUCCAGCUGCCGCGCACUCGCGUAGGAGGCGCGGGCGGCGACGGCCGCCCUCCGAGCUCCAGCGGCGACAGCAGCAGCGUCGACUGGCCGUUCCUCACGCAGCAGGUGCGCCGACUUCACCAGUUCAUCUUCCUGGGCCACUUGGACGGCCCAGAUGCACGGGGCGGGAGAAGACACUACAGCCAUGAGCCCGAUCAUCAUCAUCACCAUCACCACCAUCACCAGCAGCAGCAGGUGCAGCAGCGGCGGAGGGAGAAGUGGGAGCACCAGGUGCUGCCCCAUCUCAACCGCCUAGUGCACCGUCUCUUCGCUCCAUCCACCCACCGCUCCUCCCUCUCUCGGCCCCCACCCGCUGCAGCUCCCCUCCUCGUUGCAUCGCUGCGCUUCUUCCUAGCUGCAGGGGAGGAAGGGCUGCUACCGCUAGACACCGCUCUCAACACCCUCAUGACCUCCUGCCUUCCCUCUUGGUUCUGGGACCCUAUGGCUGCGCGAGAGUGCCUCUCCUUCUUCGCCUCCUGCCGCUUGCCCCUGCGCCACUCCCACCCCCGCAUUCUGCAGCAGCACCUUCCGCUUCUUCUCAAGACCCUCGCAUCGCACGGCAGCAUCGUGCUGCCUCAGUUCACACAGCUCAUUCCGGACCUUCUCUCCUCCUCCUCGCUCAUCCCCCUCUUCCUCCGACUCCUUGACCUCCCAGUGCUGGCCAUCGCCCUGGGCAUGUCAGCAGGCGGCAGGGCGUCCACCCUCAUGGCUGCAGCAGCGGAGCCAGCUGCUGAUGACGUGCUAGCCCUGAUGGACUUUGGCUUCACGGGCACGGCAGACAACGACAGCGAGAGCGACCCCAAUCUGCCUGCCAGCAAGCCGCGACCAGAAACUGCCUCCUCCGCCGCUGCUGCUGCCGCUGCUGGUGCUGGCGGUGCUGCUGUUGGUGCUGCUGUCGGGGCUGCUGGUGGUGGUAUUGGUGGUGGUAGCGGUGCUGCUGCUGGUGCCGGGGGCGCCGCUGCUGCUGCUGGUGUGGGGGAAAAGGGCGCAGGGCGAAAGAAACAAGGGGGAGGUGGGGGCGGGGGAACUGGGGUGGGGGGGAUGGGUGUAGGGAGGGCGGGAGGGGAGAGGGGAGCGGAUGGGGGGAUGGCGCCGGCGGCUCUGGCGGUGCUGAUAUCGUGGAUGCUGAUAGAUGAGCUGGCUGCAGGGGAGGCGGAGGUGGGGUCGCGCAGGCAGCAGGAGGCGGUCAUGUGGCGCCUGCCGGGAUUCUCCCAAGCGCUGCUCACUGAAGCCCGUAGACAGACAGCUGGGGCUGCUCAUAACGCGGACAGAGAUGAUGGUGGCGAUGGGGGUGAGGGGGGUGAGCGGAGUGAGAGGCAACGAGGGGUUUACGGGGGAGGGAGAGAGGCAGGGGGAGAGGGAGGGCGGGCGCAGGGGGAGGGCGAGGGGCGGUGGGGGAGUGUAGGGGACGGAGGUGGUGGGGGUGGUGGUGGUGGUGGUGGUGGGGGUGGCAUUGAUGGGUUUGUUGGGAGAGGCAUUGGGAUAGCAGGGAGUCCUGCAAGGAAGGAUGCAGCAGGAGGAGCAGGAGCAGGAAGAGGAGGAGGAGGAGUAGGAGGUGAGGGUGGUGGAACUGGCCUAGGCUCUCCUGUCACUGCGUCUCGAGCAACUGUAACACCAACACCACCAUCACCAACACCAGCAGCAGCAGGAUUAACACCAGCGGCAGCGGCCGCCGCGGCGGCAGCAGCAGCAGCUGAGGUGUGGAGUGAGGGGUUGAGGGAAGACACCCGGGAGAAUGAGAGGCGGCUGCAGGAGUGCCUUGCCAUGGCGCCUCACCUGCUGGAUUCUCUGCUGGAAACGGUCUUAACAGGCAUGGGCCAAGAUGAGUGGCGGGCGUUGCUGCCAGUCAUAAUGAGCCGCUUCGACGCACUCUUCCCCAACGCCACCUACCAACACCAGGUGCAGCAGCUGUGCCUACACACCUUGCUCGUACUCUUCCGACUCUGCCCUGCGCUACUGCUCGCUGUUCAGUCCCUCACCCUUCUCCACAUCCCCUUCCCUCCUCCUCCUAACCCCCUACCCUCGUGCACUACCUUUGAGACGUUUCCAAAAUCCUCGUUUUCCUCCCUUCCAACAUUGUCCCCUUCCCAACUUCCCUCCUUCCCCCAUUCUGUCCUUCCCUUUUUCUCCCAAAUACCCAUGGUGGCCGUGCCGCCCCCCCGUUUCCCCGGUCCAUGCCAGCCCACCAUAGUGCGCAUCAUCACUGCUCCAAUUACAUCCAUGGCUCAGGUACCCCCUGAAGUCUUUCAAGCAUUCUGUGAGCUCUCUCAUAUCUUUGGGUUCUUUGGAUUUCCCUGCGGGUACUACGAGGGUGCGCUGCUACAGAGGGUGCUCACUGAAGGAAUUUAUUAG
This is a messenger RNA of Closterium sp. NIES-65, 2457 nucleotides long. The record is from the annotation of a GenBank genome assembly. Lineage: Eukaryota; Viridiplantae; Streptophyta; Zygnematophyceae; Desmidiales; Closteriaceae.